AUGAGGAGACAGACCAUGAGGAGACAGACCAGGAGGAGACAGACCAUGAGGAGACAGACCAGGAGGAGACAGACCAUGAGGAGACAGACCAGGAGGAGACAGACCAGGAGGAGACAGACCAGGAGGAGACAGACCAGGAGGAGACAGAGCAGGAGGAGACAGACCAGGAGGAGACAUACCAUGAGGAGACAUACCAGGAGGAGACAGACCAUGAGGAGACAGACCAUGAGGAGACAGACCAGGAGGAGACAGACCAGGAGGAGACAGACCAGGAGGAGACAGACCAGGAGGAGACAGACCAUGAGGAGACAGACCAGGAGGAGACAGACCAGGAGGAGACAGACCAGGAGGAGACAGACCAGGAGGAGACAGACCAGGAGACAGACCAGGAGGAGACAGACCAGGAGGAGACAGACCAGGAGGAGACAGACCAUGAGGAGACAGACCAUGAGGAGACAGACCAUGAGGAGACAGACCAGGAGGAGACAGACCAGGAGGAGACAGACCAGGAGGAGACAGACCAUGAGGAGACAGACCAGGAGGAGACAGACCAGGAGGAGACAGACCAGGAGGAGACAGAGCAGGAGGAGACAGACCAGGAGGAGACAUACCAUGAGGAGACAUACCAGGAGGAGACAGACCAUGAGGAGACAGACCAUGAGGAGACAGACCAGGAGGAGACAGACCAGGAGGAGACAGACCAGGAGGAGACAGACCAGGAGGAACAGAGCAGGAGGAGACAGACCAGGAGGAGACAUACCAUGA
Molecule: messenger RNA, 765 nt
Organism: Knipowitschia caucasica
Lineage: Eukaryota; Metazoa; Chordata; Actinopteri; Gobiiformes; Gobiidae
Source: the annotation of a GenBank genome assembly